Molecule: messenger RNA, 1555 nt
Organism: Otolemur garnettii (small-eared galago)
Lineage: Eukaryota; Metazoa; Chordata; Mammalia; Primates; Galagidae
Gene: NABP1
Product: nucleic acid binding protein 1
Exons: 6
Coding region: 528-1136 (202 amino acids)
Biological process (GO): response to ionizing radiation; mitotic cell cycle checkpoint signaling; double-strand break repair via homologous recombination
Cellular component (GO): SOSS complex
Molecular function (GO): DNA binding
Source: RefSeq, a predicted model, not a curated record
GCGGAGCACCCGGGGGGCUCCAUCCUGCGCGCGGGCGCGUUCGCCAGUCGCUGUUUGGGACGGUGGGUGCGAGGUUGUUCGGUCUCUGCUCUCGUUUCGCUGUCACAGGUCGUCCCUUUCCAGAGACUGGGACAGGCUGGGCGCGCGCCCGGGUGUGUGUGGACGAGACUCUGUGGAGAGCUGUCUCCUCGUUUCCUGUUUUUUCCUUCCUUUUUCCAAAGAACGGGGCAGUUCGCACACUCGCCAUCCUAUACCUCAGUUGGGAGCGGUGUUGGUGUGCGGAGUGGUGCGUCUUUUUUUUAAAUUUUGAACUUGUGAGCGCUUUUUUUUUUCUUUUUCUGUUUUUAGGCUCUGUGCCGUCCGGGCUGGUUUCUCAGGUCCCUGAGUAACCGCUUUCUGCCCCUUCUCUCGCCACCCCCGCCCAAGGUCGCCCCUCCGCCCUCACCUCUAGCCCCAGAGGGUGGGAAGCUUUGUCCCCGCCCUGCCCACCCGAGUGUCUCUGCAGUCGUAGCCGCACCUGCCUGAAUAUGAAUGGGGUCAACGACCCACUUCUUUUUAUAAAAGAUAUUAAGCCCGGACUGAAAAACUUAAAUGUCGUCUUUAUUGUCCUGGAGAUAGGACGCGUGACCAAAACCAAAGACGGCCAUGAAGUGCGAUCGUGUAAAGUAGCAGAUAAAACGGGCAGCAUCACUAUUUCCGUGUGGGAUGAGAUCGGAGGUCUCAUACAGCCCGGGGAUAUUAUUCGAUUGACCAGAGGAUAUGCAUCCAUGUGGAAAGGAUGCCUGACACUUUAUACUGGAAGGGGUGGUGAACUUCAAAAAAUUGGAGAAUUUUGUAUGGUUUAUUCAGAAGUGCCAAAUUUCAGUGAACCCAACCCAGAUUAUCAAGGACAGCAGAACAAAGGGAGUGAACAGAGGAGUAAUUCCAUGAAUGGUAAUAUGGGUACAGGUACAUUUGGAUCAAUGGGAAAUGAUAUUCAAAUCGGUCCUGAAUCAAGGGGAUACCAAUUUUCAUAUGCUGGUAGAAGCAAUGGCCGGGGACCUAUAAAUCCACAGUUACCAGGAACAGCUAAUAAUCAAACAGUCAUGACCACAAUAAGUAAUGGCAGGGACCCUCGGAGAGCCUUUAAAAGAUGACCGAUGCCAAAUACUCACAUGUAGUUUUUAAACUACAUGCCCUACUUGAAUACUUAUUGCACUUUUAUUUAUUGUUAACUGUGAAAAGUAUGUCCUUUAUCGUUUCCUUUUAUGUUUUUGGUUUGCUAUGAAGAGUGGUUUGUUUUUUAUAGCAAAAUAGUUAAGCUGCUCAAGUCUCCUAUUGAAGAAUGGGAACAUUCUGAAAAAGUAGGGGCUUAUUUUUAGAGCAAAAAGACUGUUGGAUAACCUCUAAAAACCCUGCACCCAUUUCAUGGGUGAAUUACUUAAGAUACUAGCUUUAUGGCCUCUGUGAGUCUAUCUUCUGUAUACAUUUUGUAAUAUUUAACAUAAGGCUUAGUGGAAGAAAUUCUUUUUCUUGAAUAUAGAUAUUGUCAACUAAAGCAAUAACCAUCAAAAAA